Messenger RNA from Angiostrongylus costaricensis, 570 nucleotides. Lineage: Eukaryota; Metazoa; Nematoda; Chromadorea; Rhabditida; Metastrongylidae. The record is from the annotation of a GenBank genome assembly.
AUGGCAUUCGAAUACGCGUCAUUGAAUAACCGCAAAAAAGUAACUGUAAUUCACAAGGCAAAUAUCCAGAAACUUGGAGAUGGGUUGUUCCUAGAGGUUGUGGGCCAAAUUGCCAAGAAAGAUUAUUCUGAUAUCCAGUUUGAAUCGAUGAUUGUUGAUAACGCUUGCAUGCAACUGGUGUCUCGACCUGAACAGUUCGAUGUGAUGCUAAUGCCGAACCUCUAUGGUAACAUUAUCUCUAACAUUGCGUGUGGGCUGGUUGGAGGACCAGGCCUCGUCUCUGGAAUGAACAUAGGCGAGAAAUACGCUGUCUUUGAAACGGGAACGCGAAACACGGGUACGUCACUCGCUGGCAAAGAUCUCGCCAAUCCAACAGCAUUCAUUCGUGCCAGCGUCGAUAUGCUCAGGUACCUGAAUUGUCACUAUCACGCUAAUCUGAUCUCUGAUGCUCUGUGGAAGGCCUUGGUGGAACAGAGGACACAUACUAGAGACGUUGGAGGCACACACAAGGCUUCCGACGUUGUCAACAUGACGCUAGAGAACAUUAGCAGUAUUAUGAGCCGAUUAUAA